This is a messenger RNA of Vicia faba (fava bean), 2214 nucleotides long. NCBI's taxonomy places the organism in Eukaryota, Viridiplantae, Streptophyta, Magnoliopsida, Fabales, Fabaceae. The record is from the annotation of a GenBank genome assembly.
AUGACUCCAUCUUUUCUUCAACCUCAUUGUUCCUUCCUCGUCAACAUCGUUCUCUUCCUCACACUCUUUUUAAUCCCAACACAAGUCAAUAGUGAUGCUAAAAGCUACAAAUCAUGUGCACCUUUUACCUGUGGAAACUUCACCAACAUUACAUAUCCAUUUUGGAAUAUCAACGAUCAACCAAGUUAUUGCGGCCAUCCAAACUUCACGCUCGAUUGUCAGAAAAACAACUUGACUAUUGACAUCAACUCACAAAAGUUUCAUAUCAUUGAUAUGAAUCAAACAUCACAACUCUUAAAGAUUGCAAGGUUGGAUUUAUGGAGUUAUGAUGCUGCUAAUGUCACUUCUUGUCCUGAUACUAAUGUGAACUUGAAUUUGGAUUUCUUCAAGUACACUUCCAAUGACGAGAAUUAUAAUUUAUUGUCCGAUUGCGACCCUCUUCCUACUAAUUCAUAUGGAUCUCCUUUGAGUUCAGAAGUUUCUCAAGAGAUUUCUUGCCUCAUAGAUAGUAAACCUCAAGAUGCAUAUUUAGUAUUAAAUACUAAAAUGGCGGAUUUCACGAUCCUAGAGUGUAAGAACAAUAUCCAAGUUUAUGGCCCAAAUAGCUCUAUUAUAGAAAAUUCUGAUACAGGAGUGGUGAAUGUUUUAAGGGAAGGGUUUGAGGUUGGGUGGAGUGUUGUGGAGGAAGAUAUAUGCAAUUAUUGCAAGAAAUAUGGUGGGAGAUGUGGAUACAAUACAACCAAAAAUGCAUUUAUGUGUAUUUGUCCUAAUCAACUGUCUUUUGGUGAUUGCGGAUUUUGUCGCCAGAAUUCAACAACUGCUAUUUGGCCGGAUGAGUCGGGUUGCGUAGGAUCCAAGUUGUUUAAAUCUGUGGCACCAUCACCUCUACGAGAACCAUCUUAUGGAGGAACACCAGUGCAAGCAUUAGGACCAGCUUUUGGUUCAGAUUCGAAAAACUCUCGUGGCACUUCGAGUAAAUUGAAUGUGAAGAAUAAAAUCGUCAUUGCGGUUGGUUCUGCCGUGAUAGGAGCAUUUGCAGUGAUCAUAGCCAUAUAUUUCUAUAAGCGCCGGAAGAAUACGAAUAAAAGUUAUGCAAAAUCAUAUGCACAGUCUCGCAGCCUCUCUUCUGAACUCACUUCAAAGGAUCUCGAGAGUGGAAGUCAAUACUUUGGAAGAAGCCAAAACUUUGGAGUGCAACAUUUUACUUAUAAAGAACUUGAAGAAGCCACAAACUACUUCGAUCCAUCUAAAGAACUAGGAGAAGGAGGCUUUGGGACGGUUUAUUACGGAAAACUGUAUGAUGGGCGUAGUGUUGCGGUGAAGAGGUUAUUUGAGAACAAUUAUAAAAGAGUUGAGCAAUUCAAGAAUGAAGUUGAAAUCUUGGCAUCAUUAGUCCAUCCGAAUCUUGUGUCUCUGUAUGGAUGCACUUCACGUCACAGUCGCGAGCUUCUACUUGUCUACGAGUAUGUUUCUAAUGGAACGGUGGCUGAUCAUCUCCGUGGUAAAGAAGCAAAACAUGGAAAACUUACAUGGCCUAUUAGAAUGAAUAUUGCCGUGGAGACAGCGAGUGCGUUGAAGUAUCUUCAUAUUUCUGAAAUCAUUCACCGAGAUAUAAAGACAAAUAAUAUUCUUCUCGACGCUCAUUUUCAUGUCAAGGUAGCCGAUUUUGGACUCUCGCGCCUUUUUCCAUAUGAUCAAACCCAUGUUUCAACGGCUCCACAAGGGACUCCGGGUUACGUGGAUCCUGAGUACCAUCAGUGCUACCAACUUACCGAUAAAAGUGAUGUCUAUAGCUUUGGAGUUGUGAUGAUUGAGUUGAUAUCGUCUUUGCCUGCGGUUGAUAUAACAAGACAUAGGCAUGAAAUCAAUUUGGCUAGCAUGGCUCUCAACAGAAUUCAAAACCAAGCAUUGCAUGAAAUUGUGGAUCCUACGCUCGGUUUUGAAUCCGAUUCUAAAGUAAAGAAAAUGAUCGUUGCCAUGGGCGAGUUAGCAUUUCAAUGUCUGCAAAGUUCGAAAGAUAUGAGACCUAGCAUGGACGAAGUGUUGGAAAGCUUAAAGGAUAUUCAAAAUGGUGGUAAGCAUAAAAGCCAACCCGAGGUAAUGGACAUUUCGAGUUUAUCUGAUGAUGCUGUGCUGCUGAAUAAUGUUCCACCUCCACUAUCACCUGAUUCGAAUGUUAGGAGCAAUUAUACAACGCCGAAUACUAGUGGAUAA